Molecule: messenger RNA, 3872 nt
Organism: Panthera uncia (snow leopard)
Lineage: Eukaryota; Metazoa; Chordata; Mammalia; Carnivora; Felidae
Gene: ANKFN1
Product: ankyrin repeat and fibronectin type III domain containing 1
Exons: 19
Coding region: 236-3469 (1077 amino acids)
Biological process (GO): regulation of establishment of bipolar cell polarity; establishment of mitotic spindle orientation
Cellular component (GO): spindle
Molecular function (GO): protein binding
Source: RefSeq, a predicted model, not a curated record
AAUCCAAAGUAACCGUAAGAGUGUCAACGUUUCUUUGUCUCCCACAGCCUUAGAUGUGCUCCCUCCUCGGUCUCAAGGCUACAGAAUAGGAAGGAGGUUCGCUUGCUUUGCGCAGAGGCUGAGCCACAGGAGAAAGCAAAGCCAAUGUGAUUUACUGAAUGAAAGCACUGGACAAUUACCAACAACUUGUUCCUCUGCUGCCUCGAACAACCUGAACUGGAACUGCUUUGUGAAAAUGACCCAACAAAUGCAGAAUCUGCAUCUUUCUCAGUCGAAAAAACAUAGUGCCCCAUCAUCUCCCAACGCUGCCAAACGCCUGUACAGAAACCUCUCUGAGAAGCUGAAGGGAAGCCACUCUUCGUUCGAUGAGGCCUAUUUCAGAACAAGAACCGACCGGCUGAGCCUCAGGAAGACCUCAGUGAACUUCCAGGGCAACGAAGCCAUGUUUGAAGCAGUCGAACAACAGGACAUGGAUGCUGUGCAGAUCCUCCUGUAUCAGUAUACACCAGAGGAGCUAGAUCUCAACACCCCUAACAGUGAGGGGCUGACGCCCCUGGAUAUCGCCAUCAUGACCAACAACGUGCCCAUUGCCAGGAUUCUUCUGAGGACAGGGGCCAGAGAAAGUCCGCACUUUGUCAGCCUGGAAAGCCGAGCAAUGCACCUUGCCACGCUGGUGCAGGAGGCCCAGCAGAGGGUGAGCGAGCUGUCCGCCCAGGUGGAGAACGAAGGACCCAGUCUGGACAACACCGAGAAAGAGAAACAGCUGAAAGCUUGGGAGUGGAGGUGUCGGCUCUACAGACGCAUGAGAACGGGCUUCGAGCACGCCAGAGCCCCCGAGGUGCCAACCAACGCCUGUCUUAUGGUGACCAGCAGCACAUCACUCACUGUCAGCUUUCAAGAGCCUCUUAGUGUCAACGCAGCUGUAGUGACCAGAUAUAAAGUGGAAUGGAGCAUGUCUAAAGACUUUCGUCCUUUGGCUGGAGAGAUCAUCAUGGAAAACUUGCAGACCCUGAGAUGCACAAUCACAGGACUGACAACGGGCCAACAGUAUUUUGUUCAAGUCUCGGCUUAUAACAUGAAGGGAUGGGGACCUGCUCAGACCACGACUCCGGCAUGUGCCUCGCCUUCCAACUGGAAAGACUGUGACGACAGAGAGCCCAGACACAAGGGACAGAGUGAAGUUUUGGAAGGUCUGCUGCAGCAGGUCCGAGCCCUUCAUCAGCAUUAUAGUUGCCGGGAAACUUCAAAAUUACAAACCGCAGGCCGCAAGCAGUCAGUCUCAAGGAGCCUGAAACACCUAUUCCAUUCCUCAAAUAAGUUUGUGAAGACCUUAAAACGAGGACUCUACAUAGCUGUUAUAUUUUAUUACAAAGACAAUAUGUUAGUCACCAAUGAAGAUCAAAUACCGAUUGUUGAAAUUGAUGACUCUCACACCAGUUCCAUUACACAGGAUUUUCUGUGGUUCACAAAGCUGUCUUGUAUGUGGGAAGAUAUAAGGUGGUUGAGGCAAAGCAUACCCAUCUCCAUGUCCUCAUCCACAGUGCUGCAAGCUCGGCAGAAGAUGCUCGCAGCAACAGCCCAGCUACAGAAUUUACUUGGAACACACAACUUGGGAAGAGUUUACUAUGAGCCCAUUAAAGACCGGCAUGGAAACAUCCUCAUAGUCACCAUCAGAGAAGUGGAGACACUCUAUUCAUUUUUUAAUGGCAAAUGGAUGCAAAUCUCAAAACUACAAAGCCAGAGGAAGUCUUUGUCAACACCUGAGGAGCCUACAGCCUUAGAUAUUUUACUGAUAACCAUCCAGGAUAUUCUCUCUUAUCACAAAAGGAGUCAUCAGCGUCUCCCUCCUGGAUUAUAUCUGGGUUACCUAAAGCUGUGUAGCUCUGUGGAUCAGAUCAAAGUCCUAGUUACCCAAAAGUUGCCCAACAUUCUCUGCCACGUGAAGAUCCGUGAAAACAAUAACAUUUCCAAAGAGGAGUGGGAAUGGGUCCAAAAGCUUUCUGGCUCUGAAUCUAUGGAAAGUGUGGAUCAUACUUCUGACUGCCCCAUGCAAUUGUUCUUCUACGAGCUCCAGAUGGCAGUGAAAGCUCUCCUUAAGCAGAUCAAUAUACCUCUACACCAGGCAAGGAACUUCCGCCUCUACACACAGGAGGUGUUGGAAAUGGGUCACAAUGUGUCCUUUCUUCUCCUGCUCCCUGCCUCAGACGACGUCUGUACAGCCCCAGGACAGAAUAAUCCUUACACCCCACACUCAGGGUUUCUUAACCUCCCUCUUCAGAUGUUUGAACUUGUUCAUUUUUGCAGCUACAGGGAGAAAUUUAUUAGUCUGUAUUGCCGCCUUUCUGCUGUUGUGGAGCUGGAUUCUCUGAAUACCCAACAGUCCCUGAGGGAAGCCAUCUCAGACAGCGAGGUUGCAGCUGCCAAACAAAGACACCAGCAAGUGUUAGAUUUCAUUCAGCAAAUAGAUGAAGUUUGGCGUGAAAUGAGAUGGAUCAUGGAUGCUCUACAGUAUGCAAGAUACAAACAGCCAGUUUGUGGCUUACCCAUCACGAAGCUGAUAGACCCCUCAGAUGGGCAGAACCUCAAGAAGAUCAACUCUACAUCCUCACAUAUCGACUGUCUUGCAUCCCCAUCCCCAUCCCCAGAGAUGCACAGAAGAAAGGCUGUGAGUGAGUCACAGCCCUGCUCUGAUGAAGAAGGCUGCUCAGAAGUCUUCCUCCCCACUGACAGCGACUACGACUCCAGUGAUGCCCUGAGCCCCCGAGACCUGGACCUGGUCUACCUGUCAUCACAGGAUAUCGCCCAGCAGGCUCUCAGCGGCCUAAGUGGCAGCGCCCCCGACGUUCUGCAGGUGCACGACAUGAAGAGUCCUCUGGGAUCGGGCCAGGACCCCCAAGGCCGGCCCCCGGGGCCGGAUCCCGACCACUCGUGCGCCGAAGUCCUCCACAGCCUGACCCUCACCGGCUUCACUCCCAAGAACCACGCCAAGAUGGCGCCGAGCGCCAGGCCGCCGCUGGGCUUCCUGGGAAAGCGGAAGCCGGCUAAGCACCAGCACUACGGCGGCUUCAGCCGCCACCACCGCUGGCUGCGCAUGCACAGCGAGACGCAAUCGCUCUCGCUCUCCGACGGCGUUUACACGCAGCACGUGUCUCGGGCCUGCGCCCUGACCCAGGAGCCCGCGGAGGCCGAGCGGCUGGGACCUGCCCCCGUUGGGUCCCGGGGCCUGGUUCUGGCCCACGCCGCAAGCCUCCCUGAGGAGGGGAAGAGCAGCCUCCAGGAUGCGAGGCCUGCGGUACGUCGCAUCUACGUGGAGCCCUACCGCGCGGCCCUGGUGGACGCAAAGCCCUGGGCUGCCUUGAGCCCGCCCCCCGGGGGCCACUCGGCCCUACCCAGCCCCACCGGCCCGGAGAUGAGCCCCGAAGGCCCCACCACCUCCCCCGUGUCAGAAAUACUCAGCAGCAUGCUUUAGGGAGUCCUGCAACUGGCUGUCCUGAUCCACAGCAAAUCCCUGCAUUCUCCAUCACUCUCUCUCCAGCCCGGCCCCCACUGUGUCCCCAACCCUUUUCAAAUGGUUUGAAAUGUUAAAAUUCCAAAGGUUACAGGUUCAAGUCCCUUUUUUUUUUUUUUUUGGAUAGAGUUAGGUGGAAGUGAGAGUUGCCAGUGUUGUUCCCGGUUCAGGGCACACAAGAACUUUUGUGUCAACAUGGAGUCCUGGACUAUUUAGGGGCACCCAUGGCUGAAGUAGGGCAGCCUAAAGAGCCACCCUCAGUUCUGCAGCCGGCUCUGUAAUCUGACCUUUGGGUUUAGGGCUCUUUCUUGAAUUUGUGACUGAUGGGGAGGAGUUCUAGAGAUGAAAAUAAGAUUAACAUUGU